AUGCCUGCGCUGUGUGACUUGCCAUGCCUUUCUACCCCCGGCUGGCGUUCUUCCCCAUGGCCUAACCCUCCUCCCUCCCUCUAUGCGUAUUUUGGCACUCUCAAUGCAUGCGGGGGCCCCAAGACGCGAGGGGGGGCCCCCCCUCGUCAGGAAGGCUCUUUUGAAGGGGUUUUUUCUGCUGCUGCCGUCAAGGUUGGUGAAGGGGAUGAUGCCUCUACUGCCGCCGCUGGGGAUGGUUCUACAGUGGAUGUCGCUCCAGGGGGGUAUGAGUUCUUGCUGCCCAGCUUUUUGCCUCUUACGCUAAGCCCUUUGUCGCAGUCGCACCAACAACAAGAGGGCAGAUCUGUGCUGCUACCCUUCUCGCAGCGGCGCGAAUGUCUGCGGCUGCACGUGCUGUCGCUGCUCGGAGCUGCAGCGGCUGCAAUUGCUGCCCUCGUUCACGUGCUGCCCCUCGUCCAUUGGCUCUUGUGGCAGCUCCUCCGCUUACUCCUUUGGCCUCUUUUUCUGUCAAGACAGCUCAAACAGCGACCACAGCAACAGUGCAAGCAGCAGACACACGCUGUACACCCCCCGGGGGGCAGCAGCGCGAAUCGCGCCUCCUCUGAUGGCAGCGUCGUUCGAUGCAUGCGGCUCCACCUUCGGCAGCAAAAAACCAAGAAGCAGCAGCAGGAGAAGAGGGCAACACGUCUGCCUCGCCGUGAGGCUUUUCGCAACGAACUGACUUUGCGGUCAUCCCCCCAUGAAACGCCUUCACAGCCUUCAUCUCGAUGCAGCAGCAGCAGAGCGAACAGCCCGCAGCCGUGUCGGCAGCAGCAAGAGCAGCAGCAGCAGCAGCAGCAGCAGCAGGAGCAGCAGCAGCAGGAGCAGCGCCAGCGAGUGCAGCAGCAGGAGCAGCAGUGGUGGACACAGUACAGCGAAUGGAAGCCCUCGGUGUAG
Molecule: messenger RNA, 936 nt
Organism: Cyclospora cayetanensis
Lineage: Eukaryota; Apicomplexa; Conoidasida; Eucoccidiorida; Eimeriidae
Product: E3 ubiquitin-protein ligase TRIM33-like
Exons: 3
Coding region: 1-936 (311 amino acids)
Source: RefSeq, a predicted model, not a curated record